AUGCCGUUACGAAGCGAGGCGAAAGGGUUCCCAAAGCGCAAAGGGAAGGCCGGUGGAGGUGCAGCAUACGUUCCGAGCGUCGACGCAGAAGAUUCGCCGCUGCCUCGAGCGCAGAAACUCGGAAGCGUCUCCACGGAACCUGAGCCAAAGCGUAAACCAGCUGCACUUCUUCUGCGCGAUCCAAGCGAAAUGUCAAGACCACGCACCGCAGAUUCCUGGGGAUCCUGGGACGAAAUGAUGUCAAGGGAUGAGGAGUCACCACUAGCAUCGCCAAGGACGUCGGCACCCCCAAACCAGCUGCCAGACACCGCAACAGCCAACCAGCCGCCCAAGGCCCCCAUACAGCGCCAAACACAGGCAGCCACGACUGCUGGCGACGACAGCAGCGAUUGGGACUUUGAUGACGAUGAUGACAAUGGCGGUAACGGUGGCGCGGUCAGCAAGCCGACAAGUGGGCAAAUCAGUGCUGUUGGCAGCAGUGGUGCUGUGAACAAGACAGCUGCACAUGUGCAGCCGAUCUCCCCAUCUCCGCCCACCAAGUCCCCAAAGCCAUCCGCAGGGUGGUUGUCUGUGCUGGAUGACCCGUCCUCUCCACCGCAGGCACAAACAGCAACGGCGUCACAGCGAGCGCCAUCUUCAACAGCAGCAGCGAUGCCGCCAGCGCCCACGAGCUCGGGUGACAACAACAACACCAACAGUGUCACAGAUGAAUUGCAGCUGCAGCCGACACACCCGCAGCACGACGAUGUGUUGCAUGGGGACAGCAACACGGUCGAGAGUGGGGCGGGUGACGUGCACUCUGAGCACUUGCAUGACAAACACCGAACUGCCCCUCGCCCCAAACCAUUCAAAACACGAAAGAAAGGCAAGUCAACCAGCAAAGAAGGCCAACCUGCAGCAAGCAGUCGUGGCUUUGGUUCGCUCUUCCGUAUGGGAAAGAAUCGCCAACAGCAGCAGCAGCAGCAGCAGCAACAACAACAACAGCAGCAGCAGCAACAACAACAACAACAACAGCAGCAACAACAACAACAACAACAACAACAACAACAGCAGCAGCAGCAGCAGCAGCAACAACAACAACAACAGCAACAACAACAACAACAACAGUACGGUGGUGAAGUGAUGACAGGCCCCCCUCCGGUUGUUGCUUCACUGUCGCCCAUCUCUGCAAACCAAUCCAAUGGAUACUUGCAAAAACAAGCCGCUUUGCCGCAACUGCAACCGCAACACCAACAGCAACACCAACAGCACCAACAACAGCAACGACUGGGGGAAGAACAGGCCAAAUCCACCGCUGCUGACAUUCCUCCCAAGGUCCACACACAUGUACACGUUGGCCUUGAUGACGCGACGAGCAGUGGACAGUUCAACCUUGCUUCUGAACAGCAACUCAGGCAUUGGGAGCAGGCAAACGCAGGAACCUUUUGUGGCGCUUCAGUGGAUGAACAUUCCAGGAUGCCGCUUGUGUUCCACCCCAUCUCGUCCCCGUCGUCGUUCACGGCGCGCACGUGGCGAAACACGUCAUCUGUGGACACAUGUGGCGAUCGCACGGAAACAGACGCAAGAAGGGGCUUUGCUGCUGCAUUUUCUGGUCUGCGUUCUGGAGUGGAUGUGAUUCUGAUGUUCUUCCUGGAGGCCCUGACGUUCGCCCUCUACGUCGUCCGAAAGCUUGUUGUGGAAGCGCUGGCGCUGAUUGCGGAUUUGCUGCUGAAACCGCUCCUGCACGCUCUCUUCAACGACAUUCUCCACCCGGUCUUCGUCUUCCUCAUCAACGUCGCGUCAAGCAUCGCGGCUGUGCUUGAAGUUGUUGGGCGAUGGAUUGAACCAUUUGUCUCUCUCAUCGAACGCCUCCUCAGAUCCUUCCGGCUUGUUGAAGUCAACCAAGGGAAACCAGCACGAGCAUCAAAGUUGCAAGAGCCGCUCGACGUGUAA
Messenger RNA from Salpingoeca rosetta, 1932 nucleotides. RefSeq lists its product as uncharacterized. The record is from RefSeq and is a predicted model, not a curated record. Lineage: Eukaryota; Choanoflagellata; Craspedida; Salpingoecidae. Bases 1 to 1932 code for a protein of 643 amino acids. The transcript is spliced from 12 exons.